Cuscuta epithymum is the source of this 2718-nucleotide messenger RNA. The record is from the annotation of a GenBank genome assembly. Lineage: Eukaryota; Viridiplantae; Streptophyta; Magnoliopsida; Solanales; Convolvulaceae.
CAGAAUGCCAAAAACUCUCUCUGGCCCUGUGCUUAAUGGGUGAUAAAUCUCAUUUUACCUCCUCAUAUUUCGGUCCGAGUUUGCCUCACUGUUGAUAUAGGUACAGGUGGAGAAGAAAUGGAUCAGUUUUGCUUUUCAUCUUCUUCAAGCUCCCAGCUCCAUCUCUUUCAGCAUCCUCGUCAUACCAAGGAAGUGAAAUACCGUUUUCUUAUUUCCUCGAAAUCCUUCUAUCCGGCUCUUGCUUCGCACUCUCUCUUACCCCACUUAUGUUUGCACAAGCAGCCAGAAGACUCCUCAGCGUCUUCAGCAAAGGCUAGCACGAGAGAUAAAUUGUACAGCGAUGACAUUGUUGAAGAGAUUAAAAAUGCAAAAAAGUCCUCAGAAGUGUUACCUGUCGUACGCAGGCCAGUAAUGGAGACCUCACUUGAAGGAGAGGAUAAAGAUGCAUGUGAUGCCGAGAUUUCAGAUCAAAAGAGUGAUGCUCUCCCUGAGGAGCAGUCAUCUUCACUAUUUUCCAUUGAUGCUGGGCUCUCAACAUUAGCUGAGAAGAUUUCAAUUUUUGAGCCUGACAGGGUGGAAUCGGCUCCUGCAGAGACGCUUCUGAGAGUGAAUUUGGACUUGUCCUUGUACAAAGCAAAAGUAUUGGCACGGAAAUUCCAGUAUAGAGAAGCAGAAGAUAUACUUCAGAAGUGUAUGUAUUACUGGCCAGAAGAUGGGAGGGUAUAUGUGGCCUUAGGCAAGAUUUUAAGUAAGCAAUCAAAAGUGAGUGAAGCCAUAUCGGUGUAUGAGAAAGGUUGCCAAGCAACACAAGGAGAAAAUGCAUACAUUUGGCAGUGUUGGGCUGUUCUGGAAUGUAGAAUGGGUAAUAUAAGAAGAGCUAGAGAAUUAUUUGAUGCUGCCACAGUUGCUGACAAGAGGCAUACUGCAGCGUGGCAUGGAUGGGCAAUAUUAGAGAUCAAACAGGGAAAUAUCAACAAGGCACGGGAUCUUCUUGGAAAAAGCCUAAAAUAUUCUGGUGGGAAUGAGUACAUAUAUCAGACCUUAGCACUGCUUGAAGCUAAGGCAAAGAGAUAUGAACAAGCCCGCUAUUUAUUCGAGCAGGCAACAAAAUGUAACCCAAAGAGUUGUGCAAGCUGGCUUGCUUGGGCUCAGCUAGAGGCACAGUCAGAAAAUACAAAUGAAGCUAGGAAGCUUUUAGAGAAAGCAGUUCAAGCGAGUCCAAAAAACAGGUUUGCAUGGCAUGUCUGGGGAGCCUUCGAAGUCAAUUUGGGAAAUAUUGAUCAAGGAAGGAAACUUAUGCAGAUAGGCUACAUAUUAAAUCCUGGAGACCCUGUUCUCCUUCAAUCACUUGCUUUGUUAGAAUACAAAAACUCGAAUACGAGUCUUGCAAGAGUGUUGUUCAAAAGAGCUUCCGAAUUAGAUCCAAGGCACCAGCCAGUUUGGAAUGCUUGGGGCUGGAUGGAGUGGAAAGAAGGAAAUAUUUCAACUGCAAGGGAACUAUACCAAAAAGUGUUAUCAAUAAAUUCAACAAAUGAAAAUGCUGGUCGCUGCCUUCAGGUGAAGUAAUUGUUAUUUUGUGAAAUGGACACUCUCAUUGGAGUUACAAUAGUGGUAAUAUAUUGAUGGCCUUUCUGUGGUGCACUGAAGAAAGUAUUAUUGGUACUAGAUGGAUGAAAAUCGAUUGGCCUGGGGUGUUUUGGAGCAGAAGGUUGGUAACUUAUCCGCAGCUAGAAGAUUAUUUAGAUCGUCUCUGAACGUUAAUUCUCAAAGCUUUGUGACAUGGAAGACGUGGGCAAAUUUGGAGGAAGAGCAAGGGAAUUCUGUGCGCGCCGAGGAAAUUCGCAACCUUUAUUUUCAGCAGCGUAUUGAUGUUGUUGAUGAUGAAUCAUGGGUUAUGGGAUUUCUACACAUCAUUGAUCCAGCUAUUGACCGUUUAAAGAGAGUAUUGAACUUGGGUGAGAAUUCUUUCUACAAGACCGCGUAUGCUUCAAGAAGUGCAUCAGGAAGUGAUGAUAUUUCUAACUGCGAAGAAUCAGAUAGCAAUGGCAGAACGGUAGGUACUGCUGCCAGUGGCUUUAACUUAGACAACUUCAUUCGCAAAAAACUAUCAUUGGAACCCUCAGAACUUAAUAGUCAGUUUGGAUCUUAUCUCAGUCAAGAUCCAAAGAACAUCAGAUAUCCAAGACGGGUUUGGAGAAAAGGGGAGCAUACUUUGCAAAUGUCUUCAGAUCAAUGAUUUUUAAAUGAAUCUUUAUUCUGUAGUUAGUCUCCAUAUUCAUAUAUGACCGGUUCUUGAAAUUUCACAGGCAUAUUGGUUUUUAAAUUGUAUAGUUUGAAAACUAGUAGGCGGUGUAAUCAACACUAGGAGCAUAAGAUUCUUUUUCCUUACCUGGCGAUAGGCUCCUUUGUAAUAUACGGAGUACAUAGCUAACCUGGGACUUCAUGCCAGAACCAUCGGCUUCCCUUUCAAAAUACAUCAGAAGCACUUCUAGUUUCUAAUUGUGUCAGUUCUAGCCCCUUCUUGGUGUAGACGCUUAAGGUGCUUAAAUAUUUUGAUGUUUUGACUCUUGAGUGUUGUAUCUGUUUAGUGUAAAUUGUUAUUACUAGCAUAUUUAUUAUUGUAUCAGAGAUAUUCAUUGAUUAUAUUCUUGUAAGUUUGAAUAUAUUUUAUACUUCUUCUGUCCCACCGUCCCAUAAAACUUGAUCAAACUUGAUUUG